Molecule: messenger RNA, 1182 nt
Organism: Aureobasidium vineae
Lineage: Eukaryota; Fungi; Ascomycota; Dothideomycetes; Dothideales; Saccotheciaceae
Source: the annotation of a GenBank genome assembly
AUGGCUCCCGUCGCCGAAAAGACCCAGGCAGCGCCUGCAACGCAUAAACAGCCCUCUCGUAAGGGCAAGAAGGCAUGGCGCAAGAACGUCGACAUUACAGAGCUGCAAGAAGGCGUUGAAGAUGUCCGCGAGCAGAUCAUCCAAGNNGGUGCGAAUCACCAAAAUAUCUUCUAUGGAUCCACGAAACGCAAGUCCGAUGGUAUCGCAACUGGAAGCAGCAAGCGCAACAAGAAUGGCACCUACGUCUCACACAAGGACCUUCAACACCUGCGCAGCGUCGCAAACUCUGGCGGUGCCCAAUCCGAUAUUAUCAAAGCCACCGAGAGCGCAGACCAUGACCCGUGGGGCAUGGAACCCCUGCCACAGGACCCUAGAUUCUCUUUCAUCCCUGAAAAGAAGGCCAAGGUUGCUCCCAAGACAUUGAAGUACGCUCCUAUCUCGCUGGCCGCCAAUGGCAAGCCUUUCGCCGCCGUGCCCAAGCCUUCUGCUGGAAAGAGUUACAACCCGACGUUCGAGGACUGGGAAGCACACGUUACAAAGGUUGGCGAGCGUGAGGUUGCCGCAGAACGCAAGCGCUUGCAAGAGGCACAAGAAGAACACGACCGUCUGGAGAAAGCUCUUGCAGAGGCCGCAAGACCCGAGCCAUUGACUGACGACGAGUACCAAUCAGCAUACGAGAGUGAGUGGGAGGGUAUUCAGAGCGAGGCCGAGGAUUCUGGAUCUGUCACCAAGAAGCGCCCGGAGAGAAAGACACCAUCUCAGAGAAACAAGAUCAAGAGAAGAAAGGAGCUGGAACACCAGGCCAAAUGGGACAAGCAAAUGAAGAAGAAGGAAGAGCAACUAGAACGUGUCAAGGAAAUUGCUCUCCAACUCGCCGAAAAGGAGCGUCUCCUCGCGGAGCAAAAGGCACUGCAGCCUGCUAGCACUGGUGUUGAGGUCGAAGCCGAGAUCAACGAUGAGGACGAAAGCGAGUNNGUCCCUGAAGCCCCUCUUGAAGUUGUCCUCGCAGAUGAGCUCCAGGAUACGCUUCGUGCGUUGCGACCUGAGGGCAAUCUUCUCAAAGAUCGCUACAGAAAUCUGUUGCUCAACGGCAAGAUGGAGUCUCGUCGCACCAUGCAACACAAGAAGCCUAAGAGGGAGGUUACCGAGAAGUGGAGUUACAAGGACUGGAAGCUGCGCUAG